Messenger RNA from Cucurbita pepo subsp. pepo (vegetable marrow), 1639 nucleotides. The record is from RefSeq and is a predicted model, not a curated record. Lineage: Eukaryota; Viridiplantae; Streptophyta; Magnoliopsida; Cucurbitales; Cucurbitaceae.
ACACCAACCCAACCAAAACCCCUCUUUUCCUUCAUCAACAACGCCUCCGCCAUGGCCAGCAUAACCCGAGACGAUUCCGACCACGACAGCACAAGCUCCUCCCUCACCCUCCCAGACUCCACCCGCAGCUGGCUGAGCAACCUAAGCAUCAGCAGUCGCCGAAGCAGCACGUCCGCCUUAGACGCCACCUUAUCCCCCUACAAACCACACAAAGCAAACCACGUGGCAUGGGAGGCGAUGCGGUGGGUGAGACGCGUGAAAGGGCGCGUGGGGCUGGAGCACUUCCGGCUGCUACGGCGGGUGGGGAGCGGAGACAUAGGGAAUGUUUAUUUGUGUGAAAUAAGGAACCCGAUGGUGGGGCUGGCGCAGUGCUAUUACGCUAUGAAAGUGGUGGAUAGAGAAGCCGUGUCGGUGAGGAACAAAGGGAGGAGAGCGGACAUGGAGAAGGAGAUUCUUAAGCUCAUUGAUCAUCCCUUUUUGCCUACGCUUUAUGCCGAGUUUGAAGCUUCGCAUUACUCGUGUUUGGUUAUGGAGUUUUGUCCCGGCGGCGAUUUGUACGCCGCCCGCCAACGCCUCCCCGGAAAACGCUUCCCCAUUUCUUCUGCCAAAUUUUAUGCGGCGGAGAUAAUUUUAGCGUUAGAGUAUUUGCAUAUGAUGGGGAUAGUUUACAGAGAUUUAAAGCCGGAAAACGUGCUGGUUAGAGAAGACGGCCACAUAAUGCUGUCGGAUUUCGAUCUCUGUCUCAAAUGCGACGUCGUUCCCAAGCUCAUCCGUUGCAGGACCACCUCCGAACGCCACGUCACAAAAACCUACUCCACCUCAUCAACUACCUCCUGCGCCGCCGCUCCAAUCCACCCUGUCCUCUCCUGUUUCUCCAUUACCCGCCGCCCAAACUCCACCACCAUCACCACCAUAACCGAACACGCCGCCGAAUCCGCCGCCACUGUAGACGGCGAGUUCGACCCAGAACCGGAAUUGAUAGCGGAGCCGAUGAAUGCCCGGUCUAAAUCCUUCGUUGGAACCCAUGAGUAUUUGGCGCCGGAGGUGAUUUCCGGCCAAGGACACGGCAGCGCCGUCGAUUGGUGGACGUUGGGGAUUUUCCUCUAUGAAAUGUUGUACGGAAAAACCCCAUUUAAAGGGGAAAAUAACGAGAAAACCCUAAUGAAUAUCUUGAAGCAGCCAUUGACGUUUCCAAGAAUUGGGGUUAGUAGCAACAAAGAGUAUGAAGAAAUGGUGAAAGUUGAGGAUCUAAUUAGGAAGCUUUUGGUGAAGAAUCCCAAGAAGAGAAUUGGAAGCUUAAAGGGUUCGGUUGAAAUCAAAAGACAUGAGUUUUUCAAAGGGGUAAAUUGGGCAUUAAUCCGCUCCGUUCGUCCUCCGCAAGUCCCGAAUUCCGAUCAUCUUCUUCACAAAACCCUAACCCAAUCAAAAUACCCGUCAAACUACGUACCCAAAUUGACCAAGAAACAACGACAACAACCCUACCAAAUCCCGUCUCACUAUUUUGAUUACUUCUAAAUCCAACCCGAUCCUAGUUCGAUCGUCUUCCGCUUUUGUCUUUGUACAAUUCUAUGUAAAUACAACAAACGAGGAAAAAAAAAGUUGUUUUUGUUAAAGCAUAGCUGUUCAGUAGCAAUUGACA